AUGCGAACGGCGACGAGUGCCAUCCUUGCGGCUCUCGCCGUCGCUUGUCUGCCAGCGCAGGCCGCCAACGAGACCAAGGGAACCAGCGGGGACACGCUCGUUUCGCCAACUACCCCUCCAAUCUCCUUCUUCUGGGCGACCUACGACGACACUGUUAAAGCGAUCCCGCAAUGCGCCGGCUUCCAAGUCUUCGUCGCGCCGAACAAUGGGUCGGCAGUCAAGCCCACCUUCCCACUCUCCUUCACCGCUAUGCCCGAGAAUUACCCUCCCGUAACAACGACACUACCGGGAGUUGGCAUCGGAGAUCAGUUUGCCUGGUCGGCGGCGUACCCUCCCGGCACGCGAAUCGGCUUCGCCAUGACUGAUGCAGCCAACAACUCGGGAGGCUACGUCGACGGCUACACAUUCGUCCCCGGCUCCACCAACUGCACGCUGGUCGACCAACCUUCGUCUCUCCCAGUCUCGUUCUCGGAGUCCCCGAUGGACCAGCCCUGCGACGAGGUGAUUGUCAACAUCAAAGGCGGCACCUCGCCAUACACCUUGUCCGUCGUCGCUGGGACGAGUGGACUGUACGCGAACGUCACGGGUGUGACGAAGAAGCGGGUCAACCUGCGGAACAUUGUGCCUGCGGGACAACAGUUUCACCUCUUCGUCACGGACUCGAACGGCCAGUCAUCCAUCGUCGAGCAAGCCAUGAUGUCGCAGCUCAACCGGGUCGACAGAUGUUUCCCGGCGACUGCCACGAGCGGCGACUCGUCAACACCGGUCGGCGCAAUCGUCGGCGGCGUGAUCGGCGCGGUUGUCCUCGCAGUCCUCAUCGCUCUUGUCGCCUGGUUCCUCGUUCGACGACGGCGACGACAGCGAGCGGAACAGUACCGGCUGCAGGAGCAGCAGACGAGCGAGUUCCGCACGGCAGACGGCAGCGCACCGCUCGUCGAGCCGUUCCGAUUGCCACUCGACUCUGUCGUCGGUGCGCUGCACGGCACUUCGCCUGACACCGCAACGUAUGCGGGCUCGAGUCCCGGCGGCGACUCGUGCGACAAAACGCUCGAGACUGCGCAGGCGCACGAAGCCCAGUACCUCGCUGCAUCGCCCAUCGCGCCUCAUCCGCACCAGCAGCCACCACAACACCCCUACGACCCGUACGCCAACCCGUACGAGCAGCCUUACGAAACAGAUCCGCGAAGAUACGCCUACGAGCCGACCUCGCCUGCGUCGUACGAGCCCGUCUCGGCUGGAUCGACUUAUGUCCCGCAUCCUUCGUCUCUGCACCAGAGCCAGCCGUCUCAGCGAGGCGCGACGGACGACCUCGCGAACCCGGAAGAGUUCGACUACCGCCUCCCAAUGGACGGCUCGUCUCCCUGGGCUGGCGCUCUCCCGCCUGGCGCGCGGCCAUACCACUGA
Molecule: messenger RNA, 1404 nt
Organism: Rhodotorula toruloides NP11
Lineage: Eukaryota; Fungi; Basidiomycota; Microbotryomycetes; Sporidiobolales; Sporidiobolaceae
Exons: 6
Coding region: 1-1404 (467 amino acids)
Source: RefSeq, a predicted model, not a curated record